This is a messenger RNA of Anopheles aquasalis, 538 nucleotides long. It is a transcript of the gene COX8, whose product is annotated as Cytochrome c oxidase subunit 8. Gene Ontology annotation, cellular component: mitochondrion; respiratory chain complex IV. Gene Ontology annotation, biological process: mitochondrial electron transport, cytochrome c to oxygen. Lineage: Eukaryota; Metazoa; Arthropoda; Insecta; Diptera; Culicidae. The record is from RefSeq and is a predicted model, not a curated record.
UAGCAAAAAUCCAACAUGGCGGCGAGUAAAGUGCUUUGCCUUCUCGCUUUCUCUCUUGCCUCUCUUUUUCGCCUGUUUCUUGAAUACACUUUGUCCGCGCCUUGUGCUUUGAUUGAAACCCGCAUCCGUUCAGCAACAAAUCGAGGACGAAGAUGAUUGCCAACGCCACCGUUCCACGAUUGGCCACCGCGGCUGCCCAGGCCCUGCAGCGCCGCACGUACUUCUCGGUAUCCAGCAACCUGCCGCAGGUUCGCGUUUCCAUCGGGGAAAAGGCCGCCCACGGACUGGCCAUCUUCGGUGGAGUGCUCGCCUACCCGAUCUGGGUGGUGUCGCACGUCCGCGAGUACAAGAGUGGCAACUAAGUGACGAGCGAAGAAUCGGAGCGUUCUAGUGUUGUACGUAAUGAUGGAAAAAGCGCGGUUCGCAGCACUCUUAACAUCGACAGCGGCUCAUACAUGAUCCAUCCAGCCAUCCUGCAGUAUUUCCAUUCGCUGAUGUACGUCAGGAAGAGUAUGAAUAAAGGUGCCUGCGAACCGUA